Marchantia polymorpha subsp. ruderalis is the source of this 1559-nucleotide messenger RNA. The record is from the annotation of a GenBank genome assembly. NCBI's taxonomy places the organism in Eukaryota, Viridiplantae, Streptophyta, Marchantiopsida, Marchantiales, Marchantiaceae.
GCCAAUCUGAAUAACAGAGCACCCCACACCAUGGUACACUCACUUGUCGGUGAGAAUGCUGUGCCGCUAGGUGCCGACUGAUCGGCCUCGUGCAGGAAAACUGGAGAGCAGCGGAUGGAAUAGGCAGGAUUCGCCCAAUAGAAGUCAUUUCCUUCGACAGAUGCAAAUAUUCGACAAUGAGCAGACAGUCUGAUGCAAAAACUGUUUUCAGAGCAGGUGUCGAGAAGAGGAAAACCGUUAAGAGAAAAAGAAUUGGAGAAAAUGUUGAACUUCCAGAACUCGCCAUGAAUGCACGAUCUGACAGUUGUCCAUCAUACUGUCUUCGGCGUUCCAGAAUCUGAAGCCCACUUCUCGCGGGGAGCCUAUUUCGGACAAGAGCCAAUUCCUUUCACGACAGCUCGAAACGGCGCGAGACCUCCGGACUCGGAGUCUUGUGAUCUUCUUCUCGUCUGCAGUUCUCCGACCAAUAUGACACUUUCACAUGAAAGACCGAGAUAUGAGGACCCUGCUGGUGAAUAUAUAAGACGUAUAGCUCAGAUCAAUGCAACAUCGCCUCCUCCGUUUGAAUCAUCAGAAGAGAAGAAGAAGAAGCAGCAGUAGCAGAGCAGGAGAAACAGAUUCUUCAGAAUAGCAGUGAUGGCUUCGAGCUCGACAGCAGUUUUGUUCCUUCUGCUUGCCACUGCCGGCAUAGCAAGCGCUGCUCUAUCACGGGAGAGACAGUUUUUGGAUCCUCACAACAAAGCUCGUAAGGCUGUCAAAGUCCCCAACUUGUCAUGGGACCCGAAUCUGGCGAAGUACGCGCAGAAUUGGGCCAACAAGCAAGCCCGUAACAACUGUCAGCUGAAGACCUCCAAUGGCCCAUACGGUGAGAACAUGUACUGGACCAGCUGGAGCAGCACUCCCUUGGAAGCAGUAAAGGCCUUUGUCAGCGAGAAGAAGUUCUACAACCACGCAUCCAACACCUGCACAGCAAAGACAAAGACUUCGUGUCUGAUGUACACUCAGGUUGUCUGGAAGAAAACGACGAAGCUCGGUUGUGCAUCUUCCAGGUGUCCCAGGGGAGGAACAAUCACCGUGUGCAGCUACAAUCCUCGAGGAAAUUUCAUUGGCCAGAGGCCAUACUAGAUCACGUUGAGCAGAUUAGCAACACUAGCGCCCAGGUAGCACACGCACUCGAGAAGGGAACCGCGAAAGAGCCUCCUUGUCAAGGAAUGAACCAUGACAGGGCCAAGUCUGUUCCAUCCUGUUCGUUUUUGGCUGAUUUGUGGUGUUUCGGACAAUGUGUUUCACUUUCACGUACCUACUAAUUAAUUGACAGAACUAGUGAACGUAGUCGUAGUGAAUAAACAUCACUCACUUUCUAGAAAAGUGCAGGCACUUAGCCCAGGUGCUAAAACUCUACAUAAUCGCCAGCUUUACUCAGCCAGGCAGCCGUCCUCCUUAUCGCGUUCCGCUGCCCCGGAAGUUCUUAGUGUCUCUCUCGGCUGGGCUGAUUGGUGGUAUUCGCAACUCCAUUGUUUAAAAUGGACAUUUGUUCUUGGUGUAAUAAACCCGACUGG